Molecule: messenger RNA, 1266 nt
Organism: Lathyrus oleraceus (garden pea)
Lineage: Eukaryota; Viridiplantae; Streptophyta; Magnoliopsida; Fabales; Fabaceae
Exons: 3
Coding region: 1-1266 (421 amino acids)
Source: RefSeq, a predicted model, not a curated record
AUGGUUGAGGGUCAUCAAGUUGAUGCAUUUAUAUUGUUGGAAGAAAAUAAUGUGGAUGAAGAGAAUGAUGAGUUUGGAUCCGAGGACAAUAUCAUAUCAAAUGAUGAGAAUGAUAUGGAUGACGAGCAUAGAGAGUUUGAAUAUAUCAUUUUUUUGGCAGCAUUGGAAUCGCCGAAAGUGCAGUUGGCAGCAUUGGAAUCGUCGAACAUGCUCGACGCAUGGGGAACUCACGGUCCGGGCAUUCGUGCUGGAACCUUCGUUGGCGAUUAUGGCCUAGGUGACAAUAGAACUCCAUUUGUUUCAUGUUUGAAGAACCUGAAUUCCAUUUCAAAAAUCAUGCCUAAUGAAAAACAAAUCGAGGCAAUACUUCAAGUUUACUCGCCAAAUCUAUACCUACAUUCUGAUGAAGAAUACUUACCUUCUUCGGUCAAUUGGUUUUUCUCCAAUGGAGCAUUACUAUACAAGAAAGGCGAUGCGUUAAAUCCUAUUCCAAUACAACAAAAUGGCACUAACCUUCCUCAGGAUCAGGUCUAUGAUGAUGCUUAUUGGAUAGACUUACCAGUUGAUGAUGAAAACAAAGAUAGGGUCAAACAAGGUAAUCUUGAGAGUGCAGAAUCUUAUGUACAUGUGAAACCAAUGUUUGGAGGCACCUUCACUGAUAUUGUAAUGUGGAUUUUUUACCCUUUUAAUGGACCUGCAAGAGCAAAAUUAGAGUUUCUAGAUAUUAAACUAGGGAAAAUAGGUGAACAUGUUGGUGAUUGGGAGCAUGUGACACUAAGGAUAAGUAAUUUCGAUGGUCAACUAUGGCAUAUGUAUUUCUCACAGCAUGCCAAAGGUGAAUGGGUUGAUUCAUCUAAACUUGAGUUCCAAAAUGACUCAACAAAAAGACCUAAUGUUUAUGCUUCAUUGCAUGGCCAUGCAGCAUAUCCACAUGGUGGUCUUGUUCUAAAUGGGAAAAAUGGAGUAGGUAUAAGAGAUGAUACUGAUAAAGGUAGUAAUGUUAUGGAUAUGAGAAAAUAUGCGUUGAUUUUUGCAGAUUAUUUAGGGUCUGUUGAAGAGCCAGCAUGGUUGAAAUUUUUUAGGGAAUGGGGUCCAAGAGUUGACUAUAAACUAGAUGAAGAAUUGAGAAAAUUGGAGGAGUUUUUGCCUGGGAAGCUAAAAGAGGGUUUUGAAAAUAUUAUUAAAGGUUUGCCAAAAGAACUGCUUGGAGAGGAAGGACCGACAGGUCCAAAGGUAAAGAUUACUUGGAAUGGUGAAGAAAUUUGA